This is a messenger RNA of Colletotrichum acutatum, 1055 nucleotides long. Its product is annotated as DSBA-like thioredoxin domain-containing protein. NCBI's taxonomy places the organism in Eukaryota, Fungi, Ascomycota, Sordariomycetes, Glomerellales, Glomerellaceae. The coding region runs from base 221 to 967 and encodes 248 amino acids. The transcript has 4 exons. The record is from RefSeq and is a predicted model, not a curated record. Gene Ontology annotation, biological process: glutathione metabolic process. Gene Ontology annotation, molecular function: glutathione transferase activity; glutathione peroxidase activity. Gene Ontology annotation, cellular component: mitochondrion; peroxisome.
CUGGAGCUUUAUCCGUACCCCAGACACCCACUGGCUUGUGCCGAGGUUCCCCACACCAUCCACCAUCAAGUCCACUUCAUCAACUUGUCUUCAUGAACCUUUGUUCAACAUUUACUACAAAGAUUGCGCCAUCCAGUGUGCCACGAAGAUCAUUACGUUUGUCCGCCAAUAAACCCAAAUCGUGAAUACCGCCAUAACUUUGUUUCCGAGCACCGCCAAGAUGGGCGGCAAGAUUGAUGCCUACAUAGACAUUGCAUCGCUGUAUAGUUAUAUAGCCUUCACUCAUAUCAUCAACAAUCAGGAACUUCUCGCAGCUCAUGGAGUCCAAGUAGAGAUUCACCCCGUUCUCCUUGGCGCCAUCAAUGCCGCUUCAGGAAACAAACCACCAUGGACCCUCCCAGCCAAGGCAGAGUACGGCACUUUUGACGCCCGCCGCUCCUCCGCUCGGGCAGGCAAGCCCGGCAUCACCACGCCCGAGAGCUUCAUGGAGCGAAGCAUGACAGUCGGUCCCCUCCGCGCCCUGCACUUCAUCAAAGCAAACUACCCCGACGCAACGUACCAGACGGCUUGGCACUGGUUCCUCCACUGCUUCUGGGAGCCGCCCAACCUCAACCUCACGAAACCCGACGUCCUGGCCAAGGCGAUUGCGGACGCGCCAAAGCAGUACCCAGCGCCGCUCGCCAGCGGCGGCAGCACGCAGGAGAAAUUGUUCGGCGAGGCGGACGUUAAGAAGAUCUUGCAAGGGGCUGGGUCACAAGAGAUUAAGGACUCGGUCAAGGCCAAGACGCAGGAGGCGAUUGAUCACGGCGCGUUUGGCGCGCCGUGGUUCUGGGCUGUGAAUGAGCAGGGCAAGGGCGAGCCGUUUUUCGGGAGCGAUAGGUUUCACUUCAUUUACGAGUACCUGGGUGUGCCUUACCAGGAUAUUGCCAUCUUGCCGCCUGGAGGUAAGGCGACUGCGAAGCUGUAGUCUGGUCGUGUAUACGUUAUGUUUGUAAAUUGUUUAGGGGGUAUCUCUUUUUGUUAUCUCCAUGAAUAAAACGCCGAAUCGUAACCAA